AUGCAAUCUGACUCUAGAACAUCUCCACCGCAGUCAACUUCAAAUCAUAACCGAACAAGAUCAAGCUCAGCGGUUUCAAAUUGGAAGAAACAAAAGUAUAAACAGUAUCAACCUCGAUUCUUACAUGAGACUUCGGAUAGUCAGAUUUCAUUGCCAUCUGCUGAAUGUUUUAAACUUGAUUAUAUUUUAAAGAAUGUGCUUCAUGAUGAAUCAGAGCAAGUUAUAAACGACCUACUAAACGUUAGCGCCAAUUAUCAAAAGGAUUUAAGACAAGAGAUCAAGCACAAAUUAGCCACAGAACAAAGGAUUCAGUUUAAGAAUAUCAACAUAUGUCGUGAAACUAAUAACAUAAAUCUGAUUGUGCAUCAGCGCAGAAAGAAAUUGAAAAAGGCAUUAACUUCAUCGAGUUUUGGUAAUGUAGAUGAUUCAAAUGCAUACGAUGAGGGAGAGGUCAACCAUCUUUUAAGGAAAAGCAUAGAUAUUAGUGAUCGCAUAAAGAGCACAAUUUCAAAGCUACAUGACCUAGAGGAGAAACAUCGACCGGGUCGUGAGAGUUUAGUUAGCAUUAAGAGAGAAAAGUACCCCAAUUUGUACAAAUUAUUGAGUAAAAAAACUGAGUCUUCAAAGAGUCAAGGUCUGGCGGAUACUGAGAUUAUAGAAGAGAACUUGAAUGAGAAUGAUGCGGAUUCCAAGAAUGAGAUUGUACCGAACGAAGAAGCUCAAAUCGAAGAAGAGAUUGACGAUUCUAACUUAGAGACUGAGUCACCAUUUAUUGACGAGGCUGAGGGAACGCGACACGAAAAGCUUGAAUCAACCACGAGUAAACCAGCUUUACCGCAAGAUGACAUCAUGGAUCCCACUGAGUUUGAGCUUUUCAUGUCGAACAGUAUAGUCAAAUAUCGCGAGCAACAAAACAAAAGUUUAAAGACAAUCAAAACCGAUGACCAAAGUUUAGUGUUGUCACAAAUCAGUCACAAAUCAGGUGGGAAUCCAUUAAACCUACUAUAUUCUCAACUAAUAUCCAAUCCCAAGUAUUUAGACCAGCACCAGCGAGAGCAAAAUGCGUCAAAGUAUCCAUUUUCGUCAAUUUUGUCAUUGAAGUCAUCAGCAACAAUCAAAUCAACCCAGCAGAGCUCGCAUUACAAGAAAUUGAGAAUCAAUGGAAGUCCUCUCACGUCUGAGCAUUUCCAACGCGAAAGGGAAAGGCUACAACAGCGUAGCGAGCAAUCUGGUGCGGCUUUAACAGCUAAAAUGUUGGAAGAGUUGGCACUUGAUCAUGAAGAUGGGACAGUCAAUGAUGAAAAUGAAGAUGUCUGGAACUCAUCUGGUAUGAAUACAGAGGAUGAUGAUGAAGGGAUAGAGGUUGACAAAAGCGACGCGGAUCUCCAUCUUGAACCCCACCUCGAAAGUGAUGUCUCAAAUGAGACCUCUUCCCUUUCAUCUUCAGAUCUAGACACGUCGGACUCUGAUUCAUCAACUGAUUUACACCUCCAGCUUGCAAACAACUAUUAUACGAAUUUGCAACAUGGUGUGAAACCAAAACGACGUGACCACAAGGUCAGAAAGGCAACAAAUAGAAGGAAAACAAGAUUACAAGUGAAGGAAAUGUCACCAACCCCAAAACACAAGCCAUCACAUCAUAUACUUAAACCAAAAAGCUCAAUUUUGAAAACAAAAACGACAUCUCCUGUUCGGCAACGAUCAAACUUGCGCAAAGAGAAUGCCAAUAUUGUCAAUGAUGCAUAUGACCACGAAAUAAGUGCACUAUCAGAAGUGAAUAACGCUUAUGGAUCAAAGACUGACAAUUGCAUUAGCUCUUUUAAUGCGAGCGGGACCAUUAUUUUGAAACAUGACAAGCAUAAGCACAACCACCAUGAUGAACACGAUCAAGUAGAGAAUGACGUCGUUUCGAAAGGAGAGGGAAGUCCUCGUUCAAUAUCUAUCUUGAAAAGCUUUGUGCAGUAG
This is a messenger RNA of Lodderomyces parapsilosis, 1965 nucleotides long. RefSeq lists its product as uncharacterized. Bases 1 to 1965 code for a protein of 654 amino acids. The transcript has a single exon. Lineage: Eukaryota; Fungi; Ascomycota; Pichiomycetes; Serinales; Debaryomycetaceae. The record is from RefSeq and is a predicted model, not a curated record.